Molecule: messenger RNA, 687 nt
Organism: Setaria italica (foxtail millet)
Lineage: Eukaryota; Viridiplantae; Streptophyta; Magnoliopsida; Poales; Poaceae
Exons: 2
Coding region: 1-687 (228 amino acids)
Source: RefSeq, a predicted model, not a curated record
AUGGGGAUCAGCAUGAUGCGGAUGCACGUGGUGGUGGUGUGCUCCGUGGUGGGCUUCCUAGGCCUCGUCGUCGUCAUCCUCGGAGUCGCCGCCGAGGCCGCCACCGCGCAGGCGUGGGUCUCGGCCGGCGAAAUAGACAUCGACGACGGCGGCCUCAACGUCAAGUGCGUGUACCGGGCCACGCCGGCACUGGGCUGCGGUAUCGUGGCGGCGCUGCUCGCGCUCACGUCUCAGGUCGCCGUUACCUACGCCAGCCUCUGUAGCUGGUGCUGCCGGACAUGGGAGCUCCCCAAGGAGACGAGGCGCAUCGUCGGCAUCGCCCUGUCCGCCGUCUCAUGGAUCAUCGUGAUCAUAGUGGUGGCACUGUUCAUCGCGGGCGCAGCGAUGAACACGGACCAGAAGAGAGGCCUCACCGCCGACGAGAAAUGCCCCAUCGACCCCGGCAGCGCGUUGUUCGCCGCGGCGACGGUGUUUUCUGUGGUGGCCACCGGCUUGCAGAUCGGCUCCUGCGUCCUGCUCCUGGCGACGCCGCCGAAAGGCUCCACGAAACCGCUGGCCACGCAGCAGCAGGACUUGGCCACGGGGCAGCCGGAGUCGCAGCAAAGUGCAGAGGUGGUGGUAGCAGGUGGUGACCCCCCGCCGCCUUCAGCUCCUUCCUUGUCGUCUGAAACUAAAAGCCAAGUUUGA